AUGCUUGUUUUCGUCAGCGGGGCGGGCGGAUUUAUUGGCCGAGCAACCAUCCAAGAACUCCUCAACCACGGCCAUGAAGUGCUCGGGCUCGCACGAAGCGACGCCUCUGCGGACACAAUUGCAAAGCUCGGCGCACAGGUUCACCGGGGCGAUCUUGAAGACCUAGAGAGUCUGAAGAGCGGUGCGAAGAAGGCCGACGGCGUCAUUCACCUCGCAUUUGUGCACGACUUCAGUGACUAUCUCAGAGCCACCAAGGUCGACCAGGCGGCCAUUGAGGCCAUGAGCGAUGCCAUGGCCGGUACUGGAAAACCACUGGUCAUCGCUUCUGGCACGAUGCUUGCUGUGAAAGGACAACUUGCCACCGAGGAUGCCGAGCCUGAGCGUGGCACGCCCUUUUCCUCGAGGCAGGAGUCCGCAGAUCUCGUUGCAAGAUUGUCAAAGGAAAAAGGAAUCCGUGGCUCGAUCGUUCGGCUUCCGCCCACCGUCCACGGCAAAGAGGACAAAGGACUUAUUCCUCGCUUCAUUGACGCUGCGCGAGAGGUCGGCUCAGUCACCAUCGUCGGCGAUGGGUCCAACCGCUGGCCGGCUGUCCAUCGCCUUGACGCAGCCGCUUUGCUCCGUCUUGCGCUUGAGAAAGGCACGCCGGGUGCACAUUACCACGCCGUCGCCGAGCAAGGUGUUCCGAUGAAAGACAUAGCGAAUGUGGUUGGCAAGAAUCUGCAGGUGCCGGUAGAAAGCAAGGCUACCGAGGAAGCCAUGAAGACUCUCGGAUUUCUGGCACUGGUGUUCGCUGCAGAUAAUCCUACAUCGAGCGAAAAGACACAGGCCGAACUCGGGUGGAAUCCCAGCGCUGGUGGACAGCCUGAGUUGCUGGCAGACUUGGAGGCAAAUUACUUUUCCUGA
Messenger RNA from Cladophialophora psammophila CBS 110553, 903 nucleotides. RefSeq lists its product as uncharacterized. Bases 1 to 903 code for a protein of 300 amino acids. The transcript is spliced from 2 exons. The record is from RefSeq and is a predicted model, not a curated record. Lineage: Eukaryota; Fungi; Ascomycota; Eurotiomycetes; Chaetothyriales; Herpotrichiellaceae.